AAUAAUGGUCAUUUCACAUGAGACGCUCUGACUACACUCCUCCUCAAUACUCCAGCUGAGGAAAUGGGCUCAAAAAGUAGUCUUCUCUUUUUUCUUCUGUUUACGUACAACUCCAUUGGUAAGCAAGAUUUUUGCUCCGAUUCCACUGAAUCUUUUGGAACUCCAUUUCAAAACCGCGCUUUGGUCGGUUACAUAAUCAAGUCGUUGGUAACUCGGGGAAUUCUUUCCUGUAAUCACAAAUGUUUAUCUCUCUCCUCGUGUUCGUCUUACAACUAUCAAGCGUCAGCCACACAAGGUGGCGUUUGUGAGUUAAAUGGUGGAAAGAGAAAUAUUCACCAAAACCUGGUGAAAAGACAUGGAUUUGUUUUUGUUCUCGUGCGACGGAAAGUCAAGAUCACCCAAGCUGGAAUCUGCCGAGAAGUCUUGCAACUGGGAACGAAUCAAGCAACACAAUGGUUCCCAACUGGGAAUAUUAUGGACUAUGUCCUGGACGCAUUAAAAAGCUUUUAGACAUGCUGAGCGGGACGAUAGAGAAUACGCAGUUACGUGGCUCCAACAGCAGAGUUUAAUUCAAUAACAUAACCAGAAUGUGUCCGACCACCGGCGUCGUAACCGAAGAACAAUUUAAAAAACACCUGUAUUUAUGCUAGACUCUAAACAAAUGAUCUAACAUUUUGUUUAGAAAUCCUUAACCCCUACUGGCUGCCAAUGAGCUCAUUGUUGUUCUAGGCCAUUUCAUCAAAGGCAAGUCAGUUAUUCUGCUCGUAAAUAUUUACUACUUACAACUUCAAGCCAGUUCUCACCACUGUAGUACAAGGUGAUGCACAAUAAUACAGAUAGACAUGUGGUUACCAUGACUAUUGGACUUUAACUUAGCUGCCAACUGUUGGCUUUCUUAUGGUUACGAAUAUCGGCAAAUUCUCCCCUAACGUGCUCCGUAUCCUGGCACCGCUGUAGCUUAAAUAAAUCAUUGCUCUAUGCAUAGUUAAUAGAGAGGAAUGAUUAUGAAGCCUGGCAAACAUUAAAAACAAAGAUGCCAAGAUUUAUAGUAGAAGGUCAAGAUCGUGCACAGUCUUUUGUUUUACAUUCAUACACUAUGCAUGAACUAAGUACGCCACCAAAACGUUUUUAUUGGUUAGUUCUUCAUUCCAGAGUUAACUAUUGUGUUUUGUGCACGGUCAAGGCCAAAAUCGCGAACAAAAACAUACAACAAAGAACUUUGUCGGGUUUCUUAACCAUUCCCCUCUAACAACCAUUUUCGUCAAAAUUUUUCUCUCGAAGUGAACGAGUGUACGUUUUCUAACUCUGAUUUUGCGUAGCAACAAAGUUAUCUGAACGUUUUUUGACGAAAAGAACAGCAUUGCGUUAAGCCCGUAUGGACUGUAUAUAAUUGGAUAUCACGGGCAGGAGUGUGUCAACACACAUAAAAGAAAAAACUAUAAAAAGAUCUGUCAAGAAGAAGACUGUGAAAAGAUCUGAAUGAUCUGGAAAACGAAGUUUCAGUUUUGCGUCAGUUCUCCGUUUGAGAUAAACACUUAUAAUUAUAUCUGGCCGUGUGAAAACAAGUAGAUUUGUUUCUUCAUGAACCAUACCCGAAGGGUAAGUUCUUGUUAAGUUAUGCGUAUCUGGGAGUCAAGCUGUUAAAGACAAAGCAAACUUAAAUUAAA
Molecule: messenger RNA, 1667 nt
Organism: Orbicella faveolata
Lineage: Eukaryota; Metazoa; Cnidaria; Anthozoa; Scleractinia; Merulinidae
Source: RefSeq, a predicted model, not a curated record